AUGUCUUACAGAUUUUUAAUCGGUAAGACAUUUUUCGAAAAUUCUUCCUCCCAUCUCACUAUCCGUUCUUCAUCUGUUCUGAGAUUUUCCGAAACAAGUACAUCAGCCGGGUUGACGCAGAUUUUACCAUGGAUGUUUUAUCAUAAGGUUAUUGGAGUCACAACCUUUUACCUCUUUGUCGAAGGACAUGCAUCAUCUCCCAAUGUUUCCAGAGUUUUGGAAUCUAUUCCUGCAUUCAUAAUUGCUUCAACUGCAAAGAGGAAGAGUUACUUCACUGGUAUAAACUUGAAGGCAGUCUUUUUUUCUUUUUUUCCCUGGAUGCGUUGUUUUAUUGCACCUUUCUGCUCGAUACAAAUGUAUGGAUGCGCUGAUGUCAAACUACAGACCUCUGGUUUUUGUAGGUACAGGGAACAUGUUGUUUGGGGUGAUAAAGACCUUAGGCUGAAACUCCUAAGAAAGGGGAUUUUAACUCGCAAAUAUACUCCUAUGAAGAACUAUGACCAUUUUCCAAAGGAAACACAUUUUGGCUUGUAUAGAGAAGCAACUCAUGGUAACCCAAACUACUUCUUGACUUAUGGGAAUGAGAAAGAAGCUGCAUGUGUUCAAGAUGAGCUUCGUCCAAAUGGUGCUCAUUGA
Gossypium arboreum is the source of this 636-nucleotide messenger RNA. Its product is annotated as glycosyltransferase-like At3g57200. Gene Ontology annotation, biological process: response to abscisic acid; cellulose biosynthetic process. Bases 1 to 636 code for a protein of 211 amino acids. The record is from RefSeq and is a predicted model, not a curated record. The transcript has 4 exons. NCBI's taxonomy places the organism in Eukaryota, Viridiplantae, Streptophyta, Magnoliopsida, Malvales, Malvaceae.